AUGAGCAACGCAGAACCAAUAGUCGAUGUGGAGGCGGCGAGAAAAAAGUACGAAGAACGACGUCGUCGAAUUCAGCAAGAGGAGCAAAAAGAGCGGAGAGACGGAAUGAAUUUGUCAUCUGGAGAGGACGAAGACGACGUCGACGACCUCUUCCUCACUGCCAUGCAGAGGAAACGAGAAAAAGUUCGUAGAAAAUGGACUUCAGUACCACUUGGAACAGUAAAAAGAGAAAAAAGAAUUAGCGUUUCAAUAAUCUUCCAAAAUUUGUUUCUAGCCGACUGCCGCACUGAUGACAUCCGUCGCUAAAGGCUUCUUGUGCUUUAUACACAAGAACGAUUCCGAAAAAAUUCGCAAAAUUUCAGCGUCACCGUCAGGUACUUCUGAAGCAGGUGCUCGCGCCGACACUCAACCAAAAAGAGGAAAUCGAACGGAAACGGAAAAGGAAGGAGGAGGAGAAGCAGACGGAAGAGGCACGGAAGACACUGUUGGAGAAGCACGCAGAGAUCAUGGAAACACAGGGAGGUACGCGAAAGUUUACAGCAAUUUUCAAUAAUUUUGAAGCAGAAAUUACUAGUGAAACAAUCUACACGAAAUGAAGGAAAACAAUGAUUAAUUCAUUCAAUGCUUUCAGUGAUCGACGAAUCGGAGCGUCAAUUGCGAGAAGAAGCGGAGCUUUUGGACAAAGUGACACGUGGCGGGGGUCUUUUGGCAGUAGCCGAGCUCACGAAAGGAGAAAAGUACGAGGAGCCGAUCGUCACCGCGUUAGUUUGCCCCUUUUUUAUGAAAAUUAUAAAAACAAGUAGUUGUUGAAUGCCCUGGAAAACGAUACGAUUUCAGGUGGCGGCCGCCCGGACACAUCCGCCGCCAAACCGAGACAGACCAUGAAAAUCAGCGGCGACGACUGGGAAUCAGCUGCGAAGGCGAUGCGAUUCCGCCGCCGAUCGGCAGCUUUCUCGAGAUGAAGUUUCCCAAAAAUAUAUUGGAAUUCAUGCAGAAAAAGAAGGGAAUCGUGACGCCGACAGCCAUUCAAAUUCAGGGAGUUCCCGUCGCGUGAGUCUGAUGCUGCUUCAAAAGUUGUUCGAAUAGAUAAAUGCCAUUACUUCCAUGUUCUUAUUUUCAUAUAAAUUAGAAAACGAAAUUGUUCAGAUUGUGCGGCCGAGACAUGAUCGGAAUCGCGUCGACCGGAUCCGGAAAAACCAUGACAUUCGUGUUGCCGCUGGUGAUGUUUUGUUUGGAACAAGAGAUGAAAUUGGCAUUCAUGCGCAACGAGGGACCAUUCGGACUCAUCAUUGUCCCGUCUGUAAGCUCUUUAUUCUGAAUUGAAAGUGCAACUUUUGAGAGAACAAAAUUGCGUGUGGAUUCACGAAAAUUAACACAAGAAAACUCUCCACGCUCCUCGGAAACACAGAGCAUGAAUAGAUCGUCCGUUUUUCAUCCACAAUGGAAACUAUAUGCGCCUGAUACCCGGUGUAGCCUUGGGGGCAGGCUUGUGUCCAAUAAUUUUCAAUAGGAACCGAAUUUUUUGUUAAAAUUGAAAAAAUGAGUCUACAGUUUCACAUAGCCUUCACAUUUUGCUUCGUAAUCGUGUAACAUUGCUGUGAUGAAGAACGCACAUAAUUUCGAAUAAACCAUUUUGCAGCGAGAAUUGGCGCGACAGAUCUACGACCUGAUAAUCGAAAUGUUCGAGGCUAUGGGCGACUCGGGAAUGCCCCGAAUGAGGGCCGGACUGUGCAUCGGAGGAGUUCCGAUCGGAGAGCAGUCGAAAGAAUUCCGACAGUUUGUGCACACCUCUUUUCGAAUUAAAUGAUUACUGUGGAUUGCAGAGGGAUCCACAUUGUGGUCGCGACGCCCGGAAGACUUUCCGACAUGCUCACAAAGAAGAUUAUUAAUUUGGAGGUACCGCUUUGUUUUUGAAACUUGUUUUCACUAAUUUUUGAAAUGCAAAGCCGGCUCGUUGCAGGUGUGCCGAUAUCUGGUGCUCGACGAGGCGGAUCGGAUGCUCGACAUGGGAUUCGAGGACGAAAUUAAAUCGAUCUUCUAUUUUUUCAAAGCCCAGCGACAAACGCUCCUCUUCUCGGCCACAAUGCCCAAGAAAAUUCAGCAUUUCGCAAAAUCGGCUUUAGUCAAACCGAUUGUGAGUCGUGUUUUUCGGUUCAUGCUGAAUUUCUGAAGCGGAAGAAAACGCAUUUUUAUUCAGGUCGUGAACGUGGGCCGAGCGGGAGCCGCUUCUCUGAAUGUGCUCCAAGAGCUCGAAUUCGUGAGAUCCGAGAACAAACUGGUCCGCGUGCUCGAGUGCCUUCAGAAGACGUCGCCAAAGUGA
Caenorhabditis sp. 36 PRJEB53466 is the source of this 2320-nucleotide messenger RNA. Lineage: Eukaryota; Metazoa; Nematoda; Chromadorea; Rhabditida; Rhabditidae. The record is from the annotation of a GenBank genome assembly.